AUGGCUGGCUCAAGAGACGACGGCUUCUCGCCGGCAGCAUCGUGGCAUACCGAGAACGACGAAAGCAACGAUGACGACAUGGACUUCGAGCUAGCAAGCGAGGAGUCCACGCCAUUCCGGCAAGACGACGACGAGGAUGAGGAUGGAGAGAGCGGGGAGACGACGGUGUACUUCGAUGCCGAGGAGGGGACUUUCCGGACCAGUGACGGCCAGGAGGUCGAGUGGGAUAUGACAGCCGACACGGACGAGACUGGAGAGGAGGAGGAGGAUGAAUCGCCGCAGGAGGAAGGCAACGAGGAGGAAGCAGAGGGCUCUCAGACACCACAGGCUACUGCCAGCACGGCACGACCAACCCAAACGAUCACGAGUAUGUCUCCCAACGCUGAGAGUACUGCUGGGGUGGAAGCUCGACGUCCAGGCAUAUUGAGACGUGCGAGCACCGCCACCCAGCUGCGAAUUCUCCAACUUCUCAGCCACGGCAAUCUUCGAAGUAUACUUCAGUCUACGGGCGGUCCGACGACACGAUCACGAGCACGGCACGGAGGGGCACGGCUUGCAGCACUGGAUGAUGACGAUGACUCUUUGCAGGACGAUGAUGAUGACGACGAAGAUGCGUAUCGAGGUUACGGUGCUCGAAGAUCGCGGAGAGCACGAAGGACCUUUGUUGGUGAACGCUAUCCAAAGAUUCCAUCGGAGGAGGGCAAGAAGUUGAUGGACAGCGGCACUUUCGGCACCAACGACCACUGCGACCACACAGCUUGUGGUCUUCCUUUCUCUGACACGCACAUGCGGAAACGCAAGAAGCUCGCUCGACGGAUGCUGGAUCGUGAGAUGGGUGUUGAGAACCGCGGCCGAGCUCGCGCCCUGGGUGCCUUGGCCUCACAGCAACUAAUUCCAUCUUCGAAAGCCGACCUCAUAGUCAACCUCAAUGCCCGCUGCUACUCUGGCCAAUUCAGUGAAGACGGAUCUUUCUUCUUCGCCUGCGGCCAGGACUUCCGAGUGCGCAUGUACGAUACCAGCAACCCAUACGAUUGGAAGUACUACAAGACUGUCAACUACUACGGUGGCCAAUGGACGAUCACAGACGCCAGCUUGUCGCCGGACAACAAGCACCUCGCCUACAGCUCGAUCAGAAGUCAAGUAUGUCUGGCCAACACCGACCAGGGAGACACCUCCGAACCACGACUCCUCGACUUCUCCGACACAGGACGAGGUGGGCACGGCUUCGGUGGUGGGGGCGGCUGGGGUCGCAGCCAUGGUCACUUUGGUAUCUGGUCUCUUCGCUUUAGCGGUGACGGCGGCGAGAUCGUCGCAGGCACUUCAGACCAGAGCGUCUACGUCUACGACCUCGAGGCCCAGCGCAGCAUCCUCCGCAUUCCUGGCCAUACUGAUGAUGUCAACGCUGUCUGCUUCGGUGAUAAGAUGUCGCCGCACAUUCUGUACUCUGGCUCCGACGACACUACACUCAAGGUCUGGGACCGGCGAAGUCUGGCGAGUAUGAGGCCAGCCGGCAUGUUUUUGGGACACACCGAGGGCUUGACGUAUAUCGACUCGAAGGGCGAUGGAAGAUAUGUCAUCAGCAACGGAAAAGAUCAGACGUGCAAGCUCUGGGAUCUGCGGAAUAUGAUCUCGACGGACAAGGGCAUGGGCAUCAAUCCUCAGGACUACACCACAAACUUCGACUACCGCUUCUCCCCCUACGACACCGAAUCCCACACGCCCCACCCCCACGACUGCUCCCUCGUCACCUUCCGCGGCCACCGCGUCCUCAAGACCCUCAUCCGCUGCCACUUCUCCCCCGCCGGCAGCACCGACGGCCGCUAUAUCUACUCCGGCUCCCACGACGGCCGCGUGUACAUCUGGAACCUGGACGGCACGCUCGCGGGCGAGCCCAUCAACGUGCUGGGUGCGACGAAGAACUCGCGACCCCAGGCCGACGAGCGAUUCGUGGAGCGGUACGAUUAUUAUGGGCAGGGAGGAGUGUGGAAGACGAUUGUGCGGGAUUGCAGUUGGCAUCCUUCGGCGCCGGUGAUUGCGGCGACGAGUUGGAAUGGGUGGGAUCAUGGGUUGGGUACGUGCACGGUGCAUAGCUGGAACGAUGGGGUGGAGGCGGAUGAGGUUGGUGAUGAUGAGGGGGCUGCUGCUGGACGAGGGUCGGGAGAAAAGAGGAGUCUGGGGAGUGCGCCGAUGGGGGCAAGGGUGACGGCGCAGUUGGGCCAUGAUGAGCGGUAUUACGGGGCGCAGACGGAGCGGGCGAGAGGGGCCAGGGCGAGAGGGUUGAGGGAUCGCAUGGGGUUGGGAGCGUUGUGGGGGGAUGAUGAGAUUGACGACGAGUAA
This is a messenger RNA of Saxophila tyrrhenica, 2337 nucleotides long. RefSeq lists its product as uncharacterized. NCBI's taxonomy places the organism in Eukaryota, Fungi, Ascomycota, Dothideomycetes, Mycosphaerellales, Extremaceae. The transcript is spliced from 4 exons. Gene Ontology annotation, molecular function: protein binding. Gene Ontology annotation, biological process: proteasome-mediated ubiquitin-dependent protein catabolic process. Gene Ontology annotation, cellular component: Cul4-RING E3 ubiquitin ligase complex. The record is from RefSeq and is a predicted model, not a curated record. Bases 1 to 2337 code for a protein of 778 amino acids.